AUGUCAAUAUUUUUCAAAGCUCCAUUAGAAAUAGAAAUUAGACUAAAUAAUGAAGAUACAAGAAAACAUACAGAAGUUAAAAAUAUUCAUGGAAGAACAGAAAGGUUACCAAUUUAUAAAGAUGGAGAAAGUGUGAAAGGUACAGUGACUCUAAGAACAAGAGAUGGUAAGAAAGUUGAUCAUUUAGGAGUAAAAGUUCAAUUAUUGGGUUCAAUAGAAACAAAUAAUGAUGGACUAAAUUCCUCAAAUUUUUUAACAUUAGCAACAGAGCUAGCAGCACCAUCACAAUUAAUCCACUCAGAAACUUAUCCAUUCGAAUUUAAAAAUGUUGAAAAACAAUAUGAGAGUUAUAGAGGUAAAAAUGCAAGAUUAAGAUAUUUUAUAAAAGUUUCAAUAUUAAGAAAAUCAAAUUCUGAAAUUACUAGAGAAAAAGAAUUAUGGGUAUUUCAGUAUAAUAAUAAAUUGAAUCAAGAAUUGUCAAUUAAUAAUAAUAAGCCAAAUCAACAACAACAACAACAGUUGAGUAAAACCCCUCCAAAACAAAUUGAAAAAUCUCAUGGUGUAAAAAUGGAUGUCGGAAUUGAAGAUUGUUUACAUAUAGAAUUUGAAUAUUCGAAAUCAAAAUUUUCAUUAAAAGAUGUUAUUAUUGGUAGAAUUUAUUUCUUGUUGGUACGUUUAAAAAUAAAACAUAUGGAAUUAUCGUUAAUAAAAAGAGAAACUGUUGGUUCUCAACCAAAUCAAGUUACAGAUAGUGAAACUGUUGUUAGAUUUGAAAUUAUGGAUGGAGCUCCUGUUAAAGGUGAAACUAUACCUAUUCGAUUAUUCUUAAGUGGAUUUGAUCUAACUCCAACUUACAAAGAUGUCAAUAAAAGAUUUUCAGUAAGAACUUAUUUAUCAUUGGUUUUAAUUGAUGAAGAUGCAAGAAGAUAUUUUAAACAAAGUGAAAUAAUACUUUAUCGUGAUAAUCAGUAA
Lodderomyces jiufengensis is the source of this 972-nucleotide messenger RNA. It is a transcript of the gene PEP8, whose product is annotated as retromer subunit. The record is from RefSeq and is a predicted model, not a curated record. Lineage: Eukaryota; Fungi; Ascomycota; Pichiomycetes; Serinales; Debaryomycetaceae. The transcript has a single exon. Gene Ontology annotation, biological process: retrograde transport, endosome to Golgi; intracellular protein transport. Gene Ontology annotation, cellular component: retromer complex; endosome. The coding region runs from base 1 to 972 and encodes 323 amino acids.